Erythranthe guttata (spotted monkey flower) is the source of this 10677-nucleotide messenger RNA. It is a transcript of the gene SYD, whose product is annotated as P-loop containing nucleoside triphosphate hydrolases superfamily protein. Gene Ontology annotation, biological process: regulation of DNA-templated transcription. The record is from RefSeq and is a predicted model, not a curated record. Gene Ontology annotation, cellular component: nucleus. Gene Ontology annotation, molecular function: ATP binding; histone binding. Lineage: Eukaryota; Viridiplantae; Streptophyta; Magnoliopsida; Lamiales; Phrymaceae.
GGAAGUCGUAUUUCGUGAAGCUUAAAAGAAACGCGACUUCAGGAUCUCACAGAGUUACUUUCUUCAUCGCGGUAGCGGUACUACACGCUCUAUCAAAACACGAAUCAGGAGAAAACAACGAGAAAAAGGGAGAAAUCAGUGGUGCAAUUAGGGCUCGUUCAUCGUCAAUUGAACACCGAAAACACUGGAAAUCUGCCCAAGGAAGCGACAAUUUAAUUCAUGUAGCUCCAUAUAGGAGUUUAAUUUAUCCUCCGGGACUGUCAGGCAUAUAGUGCAGAUCAGGCAAAUGGGGAAUCCACAGAAUGUUGAGCUGGAGGCAGCCAAAUUUCUGCACAAACUUAUCCAGGAGUCUAAAGACGAGCCUACCAAAUUGGCUACAAAGCUUUAUGUGAUCUUGCAGCACAUGAGAUCUAGUGGGAAAGAAAAUUCAAUGCCUUAUCAAGUCAUAUCAAGGGCCAUGGAAACUGUUAUCAAAGAAAACAAUCUUGAUAUUGAAACUUUAAUGUCGUCGCGCCUUCCCCUGGCAGCUGGAUCACAAAUUGGAGAUUCUGCAUCAUCACAAUUAGCUGGGUCUUCUGAGCGGGUCACUGCUGCUAAGGACUCCAAAUCGAGCUUUUCUGGAAAUGAGAUGGGAACAUCCGAGGCAUAUGCAUCAACUAGGGUUCAUACUGGGCCAGGAAGUAGUGGACAUGAGAUGUAUCAAGGGCCUGCGGCUCAUUUAAGUGGGGGUGCUGUGAAAGUUCAUGGCGUUUCUCCUGGUGCCCCAGGUUCUUAUUUAUCAGCAGAGUCUGCAACUAGGAUGCAGUUUGCUAACUCUUCCCUUGAGACCCAUGGCUUUGCUGCCAAGACGUCUAAAGACAGGGGCAUGGAAGUGUUUCCUACUAUUCCUUCUAGCAGUCAUUCUACUGGGAAAAGCAUUGCUGGAAAGACAUUAGAUCAUGGAGGAUCUUCUAUUGUAACAAAUGCAAAUAAGGCUCCGAGCAGUCUGUCAGAACCAAACGUGCUUAGAACCACUGUCUCUAGGGACUCAGGGAAAUCUCCUGUGUCUCAGACUCCCAGUACAGGCUUUCCGUUUAAGGAACAACAAUUAAAACAGCUCAGAGCUCAGUGCCUUGUGUUUUUGGCUUUCAGAAAUGGUUUGAUGCCGAAGAAACUUCAUCUUGAGAUUGCACUUGGAAAUAUUUACUCCAGAGAAGAUGGAAAUCGCAGAGAUGACCAGAAGGGAAAGGAGCAAUUUAUUCAUGAUCCAAGCAGUGUUCCAGAAGUCCCAAGGGAAAGACCAGAUAGCAGUAAGGAUCGCCCUUCUAUCUUGGAUGGCAACACAUCAAAGGAAUCUGAUUUUGCAAAAUUUCCAGAAGAGAGAGGUAGUCAACCUACUAUUCCAGCUGAAAAUGAACUAGACAGGAAAAGUUUAGUUGCAAGAGGGAAACCGGAAGCUGAAAUUAUAACACAGGAAGCCAUGCAAUUGCAUGCAUCUAUACAACGAGAACCGCAUGAAUCAAGCACACGGGAAGGUUUUAGCCGUAAUCAUGAUGAUGAUUUAGGGAACAACCACCAGCCAAAACACAUAGUCUCUGCAGUUAUGUCCCCAGGAGAACAAUCAAAGUUCGAGGAGAGUGGCGGAUCUGGAAAUGGAUUUGCUAAUGAUGUUACCAAGGUAAAGGACCAGUGGAAGCCUGUUUCAGGAAUGAAUGGCCGGAAUUACCCUGCAAUGCCAAUUAAGGAUUCUAAUGUAAUAGUAAAAAAUGUUUCACUAGUGUUAGAGACAGAUAAGGAAGAGGACCAUGCUUCAAUGUCUACUGACAGGCAACCUUCUCCAAAGCAUACCACUGUAGAAAGAUGGAUUUUGGAGCGGCAGAAGAGAAGAGCUCGUACGGAGCAGAACUGGGCUCAGAAACAGCAGAAAACAGAGCACAGAAUUGCUGCUUCUUCUGAUAAGUUAAAGGAAAUUGUAAGCUCUUCUGAGGAUAUUUCUGCAAAGACCAAAAGUGUAAUUGAAUUGAAAAAGCUUCAGUUGCUGGAGUUGCAGCGACAUCUUCGGAGUGAUAUCUUAAAAGAUUUUUUUAAACCAAUAGCCAGUGAAAUGGAUCGAUUGAAAUCCAUCAAGAAGCACAGAAUUGGAAGGAGAUCAAAGCAAAUUGAAAGAUACGAGCAGAAAAUGAAAGAGGAGCGACAGAAGAGAAUUAAAGACAGGCAGAAGGAAUUCUUUAGUGAGAUAGAAGUUCACAGAGAAAGACUGGAGGAUGGGUUUAAAAUAAAGAGAGAGCGCUGGAAAGGAUUCAAUAGAUAUGUAAGGGAGUUCCACAAGAGGAAGGAAAGAUUUCAUCGUGAGAAGAUAGACAGGAUCCAGAGGGAAAAGAUUAAUUUGUUGAAAAUUAAUGAUGUUGAAGGGUAUCUCCGAAUGGUUCAGGAUGCCAAAUCUGAUCGGGUUAAGCAACUGCUAAAAGAGACUGAAAAAUAUCUGCAAAAGCUAGGGUCCAAACUAAAGGAGGCUAAGGCUAUGGCUAGACAAUUUGAGACUGAUAUGGAGGAGAGCAAGGGUUUUCUUGUUGAGGAAAAUGAAGAUGCUGCUGAGAACGAAGAUGAAAAAGAUCAGGCGAAGCACUAUUUGGAAAGCAAUGAGAAGUACUACAAGAUGGCUCAUAGUGUGAAGGAGACUAUUGCUGAUCAGCCAGCCAGUCUUAUAGGUGGCAAACUGAGAGAGUACCAAAUGAAUGGACUAAGAUGGCUGGUUUCACUCUAUAAUAACCAUUUGAAUGGCAUACUAGCAGAUGAAAUGGGCUUAGGUAAAACUGUUCAGGUGAUAUCUCUAAUUUGUUACCUAAUGGAAAAUAAGAAUGAUAGAGGACCUUUUCUAGUAGUUGUACCAUCCUCAGUACUACCUGGAUGGGAGUCAGAAAUCAAAUUUUGGGCUCCAAGUAUCCAUAGAAUUGUUUAUUCUGGGCCUCCUGAUGAACGCCGGAGGCUAUUUAAGGAGCACAUUGUUCAUCAGAAAUUCAAUGUUCUUCUGACAACAUAUGAAUAUUUGAUGAACAAGCACGAUCGACCAAAACUAAGUAAAGUGCACUGGCAUUAUAUCAUUAUUGAUGAAGGACAUCGGAUUAAGAAUGCUUCCUGCAAGUUAAAUGCUGAUCUGAAACAUUAUCAUAGCAACCACAGAUUACUUUUAACUGGAACACCCCUGCAGAACAAUCUUGAGGAACUAUGGGCACUGCUCAACUUCUUGUUGCCAAACAUCUUCAACUCAUCUGUUGAUUUUUCUCAGUGGUUUAAUAAACCAUUUCAGAGUAACGGUGACAAUUCACCAGAUGAAGCUUUAUUAUCCGAGGAGGAGAAUCUUUUGAUUAUAAAUCGUCUUCAUCAAGUACUACGACCAUUUGUACUUCGAAGAUUGAAGCACAAGGUUGAAAAUGAAUUGCCUGAAAAGAUCGAAAGACUUAUUAGAUGCGAAGCUUCUGCUUAUCAAAGGUUAUUGAUGAAGAGGGUUGAAGACAAUCUUGGUGCUAUGGGAACUUCAAAGGCUCGGACUGUGCACAACUCCGUGAUGGAACUACGCAAUAUUUGUAACCAUCCAUAUCUCAGUCAACUUCAUGUGGAAGAGGUUCACGAUUUGAUUCCAAAGCAUUUUCUUCCCAACUUUGUGAGACUUUGUGGGAAGCUUGAGAUGUUAGAUCGGUUAUUGCCCAAACUAAAAGCUACUGAUCAUCGGGUUCUGCUUUUCUCAACAAUGACGAGACUACUUGAUGUUAUGGAAGACUAUCUAUGCUGGAAACAGUAUAAGUACCUACGAUUAGAUGGCCAUACAUCUGGGGGUGAUCGAGGUGCUCUCAUUGAUCAGUUCAAUAAUUCCGAAUCUCCUUACUUCAUAUUUUUACUCAGUAUCCGAGCUGGAGGUGUUGGUGUGAAUCUCCAAGCUGCAGAUACUGUGAUUAUCUUUGAUACAGAUUGGAAUCCCCAGGUUGAUCUGCAAGCACAGGCCAGGGCUCAUAGGAUUGGACAAAAGAAGGACGUUCUCGUUCUUCGCUUAGAAACUGUUGAAACUGUGGAAGAACAAGUUAGAGCUUCCGCUGAGCACAAACUUGGUGUUGCCAAUCAGAGUAUAACUGCUGGUUUUUUUGACAAUAAUACGAGUGCGGAAGAUCGAAGGGAAUACUUGGAGUCUCUCCUACGAGAAUGUAAGAAAGAGGAAGUCGCGACUGUUUUAGAUGAUGAUUCGCUUAAUGAUGUGAUAGCACGCAGUGAGUCGGAAAUUGAAAUUUUUGAGUCAAUUGACAAAGAGAGGCGUGCAGAGGAAAUGAUUGCAUGGCAAAACAUAUUUGGUGGGGAAGGGUCAGAGAAGUGCAAGCAGAUACCACCUUUUCCCUCUCGACUUGUAACAGAUGAUGACUUAAAAUCAUUUUAUGAAGUCAUGAAGAUCUCCGAGUCACCGACUCCAGGUGUAUUACCUAAUUCCGGAGUGAAGAGAAAGAGUGGGUAUGCUGGAGGCCCCGAUAUCCAACAUUAUGGAAGAGGCAAACGUGCUAGGGAGGUGCGCUCUUAUGAAGAGCAAUGGACGGAAGAAGAAUUUGAAAGACUCUGUCAAGCGGAAUCCCCAGAUUCUCCAACGAUGAAGGAAGAAGUUAAUGGAAAGACAUUAACCGGGCUGACAAACAGCCCGGUUGCAGUAAUGGGUGAGACGCAGGCGCCAGUUGUACCCCAACUGCCCCAGAAUCCAACUGUGGAGACGCAAGCUCUACAAAAUAAAGUGGCUACACCAAAUAAAGUGGCUACACCAAAUAAAGAGGCUACACCAAAUAAAGAGGCUACACCUCCAUCUAAAAGGGGCCGUGGGCGGCCAAAGAGAGUGGUGGAAGCCUCUCCAUUGGUUCUUUGUCCUGUGCCUUUGGGAUCUGGAAAAGCAGAAGAGUGCCCCAAGGUUGAAACUACACAUGUGCCCUCGGGAUCCGGAAAAGUAGAAGAGUGCUCCAAGGAUGAAACUGUACCUGUGCCUUUGGGAUCUGGAAAUGCAGAAGAAUGCUCCAAGGGUGAAACUACACCUGUGCCUUUGGGAUCUGGAAAAGCAGAAGAGUGCGCAAAGGUUGAAACUACACCUGUGGGACCUGUUCCUGAUUCGUUGGCCAGUAAUACAAAUGUCAGUAAUAUACAUGUCAGAAGUAUCACUGGCAGCAUGCAAGGGUUGGGGCUUCCUAUUACUCCCAACUCUUUGCCAACUACUUCUGUCAGUCAUGCUUCUCAAAGUGCUGCUUCCCCCUCUUCAUAUGGGCGAGGUAGAGGGCGGGGUCGAAAGCCUCGAACAGCCGGAGAAGCUCCUGUUCCCAGACGAAGAGGUAAAAGACAGAACGCAGUGGAACAAACCAUUCAAAUAACUGCCUCUCCACCGGUAACUGACCAACCACCAGAAAUACAAAGAGAAACUGUGUCGAGCUCCGUUAUUGCCAUGAGUACUGGAUCUGCUUCUGUCGGUACCAUUGUGAAAGAAGUUUGCAAUGAAUCAAAUUCAUUAUCACCUGCUGCUGUGCUACCAUCAGUUUCUGGAAAAGAAGUUUGCAAUGAAUCAAAUUCAUUAUCACCUAUUGCUGUUUUACCACCGGUUUCUGGCCAAACCAAUGUUGAUUUGGGCUUACAACAAGCAGCUGUAGCUGGAUCUUCAAUGAAUUCUAGUCAUGCUAUUACUGGCCCGGUGGCUGUGGCAAGUGUUAAUCUACUAGAUCCUAUUACUUUGCCUGCUUCAAGUCCCCAAACUACCCCUCCCUUACUUUCUGGUAUUCAGGCUGCACAGUCUAUUCUUCCUCCCCCCUCUAUAACAGUGCCAGGUAAAGGUCGAGGGAGAGGGAGAGGGAGAGGACGGGGGCGAGUGGAUAAUGUUCAAAGUCAAGAAGAGACACCCCAACGGAGGCGAAGGAGGCAGGAGCCUGUAGUAUCAGGUGUUCCUGGUGCACUAACUGGCCAUGAUUCAGCAUCGAUUGAACCUCCACAUAAAAGAACUCGGGCUUCUAUUGGGCGCAGGGACACCAUACAAGGGGAACCUAAUCAAGAUAUUGCAGAUCCUUCUGCGAAGCAAGUUCCUAAAGGCACUGCUACAGAUAUAGGCAUUGAUCUGGGCAAGUUCGAGGAUCCUCCUACUAAACAAGAUACAAAUGAAAAGGAAGGCAAGGAUAACGCCAAUGAAGUCCUUUCAUCAAAAUCUAAUUCUGCUGAUUUGCCAUCAACUUUGACCCCAGAUCCAGCAGUUAGAGCAUUGAGUUCUCCGUUUUCCAAAUCUGAGCAUCAGUCUGCAGGAGAAACUGGAGAAUCUAUUGAUAAGAAAGAACCUGAUAGUAAGGACUGUUGUGGGGAUAGUUCUUUAAUUUCAGUCCCUGUGUUAUCCGUCAAUGAUAGUAUUCAUGGAAAAUGUGAAGAUUCUCAAUCCUUACUAGUAAUCAACAGUGAAUCCGCUCAGUUUGAGAAAGACCACGGUUUACAUAGUGCCAGUGUUGAGGAAAGCGGAAUGUCUGAGUCUCUCUGUAGCAAGGAAGAUGGCAAUAUUAUUGUCUCUGCCAAAAGUCCUAAUACCGAUGAAUUUCCUACAUCAGAUAAUUUACCAAAAGGAGCAACUGAUGUUGUGGGGUUAAAACAAGGAUCCACUGUUCCGUCGGCUGAGGCAAGUUUUAACCAGCCAGAUUUGGGUGAAGCCCCUCCAUCCAUCGUUCAAGAUAUUGCAGAUCGUCCUGCCGAGCAAGUUCCUAAGGGCUCUGCUAUGGAUUCAGAAAUUGGCGACAAGUUAGCACAUACUCCUCAGGAACAAGAUGCAAAUGAAAAAGAAGGCAAGGAUCACACGGAUGAAGACCUUGCAUCAAAACCUAACUUAGCUGACAAUUUCCCAGCAUUGUACUUGGAUUCAGCAGUUAGAGCAUCGGGUACUCUUGUUUCCAAGUCUGGAAAUCAGUGCACAGAAGAAACUGGAGAAAAAGAACCUGAAAAUAAAGAACCUGAAAGUAAAGACACUUGUGGGGAUAGUUCUUUUGGUUCAGGUCCUGUGGUAUCUGGAAGUGAUUAUAAUCAAGGAAUUUCUGAAGAUCCCCAAUCUUCACUAGUACUCGACAGUAGUUCCGUUGAGAUGGAAAGAGACCAAGGUUUAAUUAGUGCUACUAAUGAGGCUCCAGCAACAUUGGGAUCAAUGCCUCUGAGUGACAACUCUGAGUCUCUCUGUCGCAAGGAAGAUAACAAAACUUUUGACUCUGCCAAAAGCCCUGAUGUGGAUGAAAUUCCUGCAUUGGAUAAUUUAUCAGCAACUGAUGGUUUUGGGUCACAGCUUGGAGCCAUACUUGGCUCUUCAAUGGUUUCUGGUUCAGGGGAUUUAGCAAGUGUUGAUCAGCUAGAUACUGGAACUGUACCAGCUUCAAGUCCUCAAGCUAAUCCUGAAGAUACUGCAGAGCAAGUCCCUAAUGAUGCUGGCGCUGCUAUAGAUAAAGACAUUGAUGUGGAGAAGUUAGAGGAGCCUCUUCAGGAACAAGAUACAAAUGGAAAAGAAGACAAGGAUAACGCUGAUGAAGUCCUUGCAUCAAAUUCGAAGUUGGCUGAUAAUUUGCCAUCUCUUUCAACCUUGGACCCAGCAUUGAAUUGUUUGGCUUCCAGUUCUCAUUCGGCUGGACAAAGUGGAGAAUCUAAUGAUAAUAACGAACCGCAUGAUGAGGUUGUUUGUGAUGAUACUUCUUUUGUUUCAGUUGUUGAGGUAUCUGGAAAUGACAAGGAUCACGGAACAUCUGAAGGUUCACCGUCACUAGUACGGGACAGCAACUCAGUUGAGAUGGAAAUAGAUCAAGGUUUAAAUAGUGCUACCGAUGAGGCUGCGACAACAUUUGGAUCAAGGCCGCUUGAUGAUGGGAGUGGCAAGUUUGAAUCUCCCUGUCGUGAGGAAGAUGAAAAAAAUAUUAUCUCUGCUGAAAGCUCUUAUAUGGAUAAAUGUCCAGCAUCAAGUAAUUUAUCAGAGGGAGUAACUGAUGUUGUGGGGCCACAACUAGGAGCUAUAUCAGUGGCUGCAGCCAUUGUUGAUCAUCCAGAGGAGGCUGCGGCAACAUUUGAAUCAAGGCCGCUUGCUGAUGAGAGUGGCAAGUUUGAGUCCCUCUGUAGCGAGGAAGAUGAAAAAAUUAUUGUCUCUGCCGAAAGCUCUUAUAAGGAUAAUAUUCCAGCAUCAAGUAAUUUAUCAGAGGGAGUAACUGAUGUUGUGGGGCCACAACUAGGAGCCGUAUCAGUGGCUGCAGCCAUUGUUGAUCAUCCGGAAGUGACUGCUACAAGUCCUCAGUAUACCACACAAGAUACUAUAUAUCCUUCUGUGGAGCAAGUCCCUAAGGAUACGAGUGACGCCCCUGCUACCGAUACAGACAUUAGUGUGGACAAGUUGGAUAUUCCUCAGGAACAAGAUCCAAAUGAAGAAGAAGGCAAUGAUCACAUGGAUGCCCCUGUUGAAGUUUCCAUUUCAAUUACUGAGGUUGCAUGUCCUACUGCAGAAGAAGCCAUUGUACCAGAUAAUCUGUCCGAUGGAGCAGUAAAUACCAAUUCGGAGGUACAUGGGGACACAUUUGACAAUGAAUCUGGCAGAUCACCUGAUAAUGAAGAUGCAGAGGAAAGUGCCGCUCCCGAGGUCUCGAUUUCUGUCCCUGAACUUGCAUGCCCUACCCCUGAAGAGGCACCAUUCAAUAAUUUGUCUGAUGGAGCAGCGAAUACCAUUUCUGGGGUGCUUGAAAACGCAUUAGAGAAUGAUUCCGCAGAACUACCUGUUGAUGAACAGGCAACGGAAGAUGCCUCGGUUUCCACUUCAACUAUGGAAGUUGCAUAUCCUGGUCUCAUAGAUUCCUUGGCACCAAGUGAUUUGUCUGAUGCACCUGUUGAGAUGUCCAAUUCGGCAACUGUGGAAGAUUCUGUGGAAUCAGAUAAUCUGUCUGAUGGAGCUGGGAAUACCAUUUCUGAGGACACAUCGGGAAAUGAAUCUAUGGAACUACCCACUCCUGAACAAGCAAAGCAAGAUUGCCCGAACGAGGUUUCCAUUUCGACUACCGAAAUUCCAAAUCCUACUACCGUGGACUUCUCUGCACCAACUAAGUUCUCUGAUGGAACACUGGACCACACUUCUGAAGUAGUUGGGGACACAUCUGCCAAUGAACCUGUUCAGUUACCUGCAGAUCAAGACUCCAAGGAAAACGUCACCCUGGCAUCAGAUAAUUUGUCUGAGGGAGCAGUGAAUAUCAUCUCUGAGGCACUCGGUGAGACACCUAGCAAUGAAUCUGCAGAACUACUCAUCGAUGAACAUGCUGCUGCACCCUUUGACGUAGUUGGGGACACAUCUGCCAAUGAACCUGUUCAGUCACCUGCAGAUCAAGACUCCAAGGAAAAUGCACGUAGCAAUGAAUCUGCAGAUAAUUUGUCUGAGGGAGCAGCGAAUACCGUCUCUGAGGCUCUCGAUGAGGCACCUGGCUAUGAAUCUGCAGAACUACUCAUCAAUGAACAUGCUGCUGCACCCCUUGCGGUAGUUGGGGACAAUGUUGUUCAGUUACCGGCAGAUCAAGACUCCAAGGAAAAUGUCACCCUGGCAUCAGAUAAUUUGUCCGAGGGAGCAGCGAAUACCAUCUCUGAGGCACUCGGUGAUACACCUGGCAAUGAAUCUCCAGAACUACUCAUCGAUGAACAUGCUGCUGCACCCCUUGAGGUUCCGAUUACUACUGAAAUUGGACUUAGUCAGAGUGGGUCCCAUAUGAAUGAAGAGGAAAUUCCUGGAGAGCUAGAGUGCGGUGAUGAUAUCAUGGACACGGAUGUUGAUUCGAAGCCUGAACCAAAAGAGGCUCCAACUGUAUUGGAAAGUGUCGAGAAUAAGGACGUCGAUUCGAAGCCCGAAUCAGAUGAGGCUCCAAGUGUAGUGGAAACUAUCGAGGCUAUGGAUGUUGAUUCAAAGCCUGAUUCAAAAGAGGCUCCAACUUUAUUGGAAAAUAUUGAAGAACACGACGUUAAUUCAAAACCUAAAUCGGAUGAGGCUCCAAGUGUAGUGGAAACUAUCGAGGUUAUGGAUGUUGAUUCAAAGCCCGAAUCAGAUGAGGCUUCAACUGUAUCGGAAAGUAUUGAAGAUAAGGACGCUUGUUCAAAGCCUGAAUCGGAUGAGGGUCCAACUUUAUUGGAAAAUAUUGAAGAAAAGGACGUUGAUUCAAAACUUAAAUCGGAUGAAGCUCCAAGUGUAAUGGAAACUAUCGAGGUUAUGGAUGAUGAUUCAAAGCCUGAAUCGAAUGAGGCUCCAAUUGUAUCGGAGAGUAUUGAAGAUAAGGACGUUGAUUUAAAGCCUGAAUCGAAUGAGGCUCCAAUUGUAUCGGAGAGUAUUGAAGAUAAGGACGUUGAUUCAAAGCCUGAAUCGAAUGAGGCUCCAAGUGCAGUGGACACUAUCGAGGCUAUGGAUGUGGAUUCGAAGCCUGAAUCAAAUGAAGCUCCAGUUGUAUUGGAAGAUUCAUCGAACCUUAAUGAGUAAGUUUAAUUUCGAAACAACCGGAAAUAAAAUUAAAUGUAUGGCCGUUAUUAAUGUUUUGGUUAUGUCGUAGGAGGUUGAAAAUACAACAGUUGGUAGUUAUUGAAGCAUAUAUAUUUAUAUUUAUAUAUGUAAAGGUAAUUUAUCUUGAAGUAGUAUAUUUAUACUCGAGCAGAAUUAAUGUGAUUAAUUCA